Caenorhabditis sp. 36 PRJEB53466 is the source of this 351-nucleotide messenger RNA. The record is from the annotation of a GenBank genome assembly. Lineage: Eukaryota; Metazoa; Nematoda; Chromadorea; Rhabditida; Rhabditidae.
AUGCAGACCGCUCUCGGUUAGUUCAAACUUACGCAAUAUCUCUAACGCUUCUUUUUUUCAGCUUAUUUUUCUGUGUUAUGUGUUUUCGUGACUGCGAGGUAUCAUGAAGAAGUGUCGGAUUUGGAUGCGGACCUAAUCAUGGUAUCAGAUGGCGAAUUCUCGGCUAUUCUCGAGCCAGAUGCAGCUGUUUUCCUCGAGGAAACAGUGCUUGAAUUAGAGCCUGAUGACACCGGAGACGAGCUUUUUCUGAAAGUACAGCCAAAACCCUCGGGUUUGGUCCCUUCAGAAUCAGAUUACGAAAGUCAGAUCAGCAAUGAAUCGAAUGAGAAACCUGAGGAUGAAGUUCAAUAA